CCUGAAUAAUUUUAGGUUAGAGUAGAAAGUUGUUCGUGUUGGGAGUUCAGAACAUCUCUUUACAGUCAUGGAAAACUAGACGGAUACUGUAUUCACCAAUUACAAAGCAGGAGUGCUUUAGCCUAUUACUGUAGUCUUAAUGUGACAUACGUUUGCCGACGAAUACCUUUAUUUCAGAAGGCGAUGUCUGUCAGGCUAAAUAGCUAAGAAGUUUUAGCUGUCUUAACAGCAGCUUGCCAACUUUUGUUUGGGUGAGACGUGACUUGAUCAACAUCUAAAGUAAACCACGCUCGGUGCUGUGGAUUACAACGUUAUCUCUACCGCUUGCUUCUUUAUCGUAGGCUAACGUGACUUAGAAUUUGCGUAUUAUCAUCAACUUACAUUUGGUGUUAUUGUCCUGACAUUUGCCCUGGACGUUAUUCAACGUUGUCAACAUGUUUAUCACUUAGCUGCAAGUACUUGCAUCUUAUGUACCUGGAAGAGCGUUCAUUUGAAAACACCAUAGCGCUAAAGGGGACAAUCUACGUUUUUGCUCUUUUUUGUAAUCGAUUUUCACGUUUGUCCUCAGUCGACGAUUGAGUGUGGACUUGCUGUCAAUGAAAAAUGUCACUCGGGUGCGAGAGACACUACGGGUCCCUAGCUUCUGAUACUAGCAAUGACUCAGUGGUUAGUGGGAGAUCGGCUAGUGGAGUAUUGAGUGGAGAGGAGGAGAAAUUACAUUACAUCCCCAUCAGGAUCUUGGGAAAGGGAGCGUUCGGUGAAGCGACACUGUACAGGCGAACUGAGGAUAACUCUCUGGUAGUAUGGAAGGAAGUAGAGCUCAGCUGCCUCUCGGACAAGAAGCGCCAGGAUGUGAUGAACGAGAUCAGCAUCCUCUCCAUCCUGCAGCAUCACAACAUCAUCGCUUAUUUCAAUCACUUCAUGGACAAGAACACGCUGCUUAUUGAGCUGGAGUACUGUAAUGGAGGAAAUCUGUAUGACAAAAUCAUUCAGCAGAGGGGACAGCUUUUCACUGAGGAGGUUGUCAUCUGGUAUCUGUACCAGAUUGCCUCAGCAGUUUCACACAUACAUAAAGCUGGCAUCCUGCACAGAGAUAUAAAAACAUUAAAUAUCUUCCUCACCAAGACAAACCUUAUUAAGUUGGGCGAUUAUGGAUUGGCUAAGAAAUUAGACAAUGAGUUUUCCAUGGCUGAAACAUGUGUAGGGACGCCAUACUACAUGUCUCCCGAGCUGUGCCAAGGAGUAAAGUACAACUUCAAGUCUGAUAUCUGGGCCAUGGGCUGUGUGCUCUAUGAGUUGCUAACCCUCACCAGAACCUUUGAUGCUACGAACCCACUCAACCUGUGUGUGAAGAUCGUCCAGGGCAACUGGACCAUGGAGGUCAGAUCGGACGUGUACUCCUCCGAUCUCCUUCAGCUGGUCUACAAAUGUCUCGAUCAGGAUCCAGAAAAGAGGCCCACUGCUAACCAGAUUAUGGAUGAACCCAUCAUCUCGUGCGUCAGGCAGAGUUUGGAGGAAAGAGUAGCAGCACUUAACUCUGCUAUAAAGAAGCCCAAGCUGAGCACAGUGACGGAAAGCCCUGUUGCUGUGGUUACCACACGCUCCAGGGAAGUGUACUUCUGGGGUGGAGGCAAGUUCACCCCCCAAAAGCUGGACACGUUCAAGGGCGGCAGCAGUGCACAGCAUGUCUGUGCUGGGGAGACACACUUUGCUGUGGUUACCGUUGAGAAGGAGUUAUACACUUGGGCGAGUGUGCAGAGUGGGGCGAAGAUGGUGGGUCAGUUAGGUCACGGAGACCAGGCGUCGUAUCGGCAGCCGCGCCGCGUGGAGCGCCUGCAGGGGAAGGCCAUCCGCCAGGUGUCCUGUGGGGCGGACUUCACUGCCUGCAUCACCGAUGAGGAGCAGCUGUACCUGUUUGGGUCGGACUACUACGGCUGCAUCGGCGUGGAGAGCGAGCUGGGCGUGGAGGUGCUGGAGCCGGUGCUGCUGGAGUUCUUCACGGAGCGGCCCGUGCAGCAGGUGUCCUGCGGGGACAACCACGUGGUGGUGCUGACCCACAGCCGAGAGGUGUUCUCCUGGGGCUGCGGAGAGUACGGGCGGCUUGGCCUGGACUGUGAAGAUGACUUUUCCUCCCCAAUGCAAGUGGAGCUCCCUAAGAGUGCUACCAUUGAGACUGUGUGUUGUGGUAGUGAUGGGACAUUCUUCGUCACUGAGUCUGGGAAGGUUUUGGCCUGUGGAAACAACGAGUUCAACAAGCUGGGCCUGAACCAGGGCAUCACUGGGCUGAAGCACAAACCCUGGGAGGGAUACCAAGGAGUCCCAUAUACGAUCACACCCACCCUUGUGAAGCAGCUAGCUCGCUUCAAGAUCCAUAUAAUUUCUCCUGGAAAGACCCAUACUGCAGCCAUAGAUGAGAGGGGUCAUCUGAUGACCUUUGGCUGCAACAAGUUCGGACAGCUUGGAGUGAAGGAUUUCAAGAAGCACCAGGAUGUCAAACUGCUCAUGGGGGCUUUUGGGGGAAAGAUUGUCACCAAGGUGUCGUGCGGAGAUGGAUUUACUGUUGCAGCAACUGAGGACAAUCAGAUCUUUGCUUGGGGGAAUGCUGGGAAUGGCCGGCUCGGGAUGCCUCCGCCGGACCGCGGCUUCGGCUCGGAGGUGUGUCCUGCUCUGCCCCGCCCCAUCUUCGGCUCUCUCCAUCACGUGCCCGACCUGUCCUGCCGCGGCUGGCACACCAUCCUGAUCAUGGAAAAGGUCCUCAAUUCCAAAACCAUCAGGUCCAACAGCAGUGGAGUUUCUAUCGGCAGUGGUGUGAGUCACGCGUCCACUGCCUCGGUGGACCUGGAUGUGGACCAGCGUUCAGCAGACACAGAGCUGCGAGAGGGCGCCUUGGGGGGGACCGUGGAGGCGGACAUGGAGGAGAGGUACCUGGACACCUCCAUGAUGUCCAUGGCCAGCCAAACAGGCAAUAGCUCCUGUCCCUUCUGGCUGCGGCAGGAACUAAAGGACGCAGAGUUCAUCCCAAUGCCGGAGAGCUCCAGCUCCGUCUCCAACCCUCUGGCUGCCUCGUACUCUGAGAGCGCGCACCCAACGCUUCCUUACGACGAGCUGCAGGAGCUGAAGGCUGCAGCCGCUGCAGUGAAAGGAUGCUCGACAGACUCAUUGGGGUGCGAGAAGGCUUUUGGAGUGGAGGCAGGUCUCAGAAUGUCCUGCUGCCAAGCCAGCAGUGACCUUGCAGAGCUGAAAGAAGUUGUUAACAGGCAAGACGCAAUGAUUCAGCUGUUACAGAAGCAGUUCAAUGACCAGCUGAAAGAGAAUGAAAAAUUAUGGAGAGCCAUUCAAAAUAUGACAGUCAGCAAUGCUGUUGAUGAACGAACAAAUCAUCUGUCGAGUCCUCAGCCAUGUGAUGACGAAGAGGAGGAGGAGGAGGGAUGAGCCUGCAGGGGAGCCCAACAGUGAGGAAAGUUCUGUUCUACCCUAUUAUGGGGGGAUUUAGACUCUGGCCAAUCAGCUCCCUCUGUGCCUUGGUUGGCAAAGGUCUCAGUAAGCGGUAGGGAAGGAGUGUUGCUUUUCCUCGUAGUUGUGACGGCGGAAAAUGUCCACCACCUACCAGUAAGGUCUAGAAUCUGAUCGGAUUUUUUUUUUUGGCCUUUUCAUUUCAUUCGGAGGGUUGUUUUCAUUCCAUUUCCACUAUAUAUAGAUAAUAUUGCUUGUAUUUUUUUUUCCUUUCAUGAAAAUUUGCAUCAUUUGUGCAACACUUUCAGUGCAUCUUCAUAACAGCACAGCUGUUUGAAUAUACUUGCAGCAAUACUGCUUAUUGCUUAUCUUAAGCGAACAAUACAACUUUUGAAAUUACAGUUUUAAAGGAAUGCAUUUGGAACUUCAUCCUAAUAGGUUGGGUGGUUCGUAGACUUCUUUGUUCUAUGAAAUAUUGUUUUUUUCACCAGCCACAGUGUUACCCUCUUGUAAAAUGUUGCCAUAGUGACAGACUGUAACGGAGAUGCUGCAGUUUUGUUGAAAAGAUAAAAGAAUAGUUUGCAGUAAAAAAAAAGGGGAAAAAAGAGCAUUUUGGACACUUCGUUACACCUCAGAUGUUUUAAGUGGUAAUUCAAUUUGAGUAUCGUUGUCCACAACUUACAUUCACCGUCCAUCGUGUCAUGAUAUACACAGUUAUACGUCACAUGCUGCAGUAACACAUUAUGACACUAUGGGCUUGUUUUUGUUCACUCAGGUGUUAGUUUACCAAGUGGAAAAUAUGGGACAUUGCAGAAAUUACCCUUCAUCGGAGUAUAGGGGACUUUGGAGUCGGUUAUUUACCAAAUUAGUAACUGGUUAUAUAGUUACUGAAUAAGAUGUGGAUAGGAAUGCACCAAAGAAUUAAGGAUUAUUGUCCUCAAUAGCUUUUAAUCUCUGUUGAAAUGUAAAAUGUGCCUUAUUAAGAUAUUAAGUGAUAUUUAUCUUACAGAUGUCAUGAGCAUAUUUGAAUUGUAAAAUUAUGUAUCUGGAGUUGACUAUGCUGAAAAGGGCGUAAAGGUGUCAGAUCGCGACUGUUUUAAAACCCGGUUCACCUUUUGAUGGUGUAACGGUUGUCUAGACUGAUUGUAAGCCUACGGGAGGGGUUUGCCAGCCACAGAUUGUGUCCCAGUUUAAAAUUAUGUUUUCAAGUUGUUUGCAUUUCACAGUGCAGCGACUAGAUUUACUCACUUUUCACAGAACCAACUUACCGUAAGAGAGAGCAAGUACAGUAUGUUUAUUUUCGUUUAUUUUUGUUUACUUUUGUUUACUUCCAUGUGCCUUCUUUUUUUUCCAGUUUAAUGAUGUAUUUUGUCACAGGUAUGUUUGAAUGCCUGGAGUAAGGCCCAGAGCAACUACUGAUGUGGUAGACAGACUUGGCCACGCUAUUUUACACAGUCAAAGACUCUGAAUGUGGUAUUGAGAGGGAGGCGUAUUACAGUUUGUUGUAUAAUGUCUGUGUGCUAGACUCUAGACUGGCAAGUGGAUGAAUUAUGGUUUUAGAAUGACUUGUUACAUGUACUUAUUUUAACAGUGAAACCAAAGAAAGUUAUGGAUAUUAAUAAAUAACACGUAUACAUACACAUACGGUUUUGUGUGAAAAUCAUUUUCACACCACAGCUUUCACUAGAAACUACUUUCACUAGUAACAAAAAAUAAUGAGACACCGUGCAGUAUUGAGAUACAAUAACACCAAAAACAUAUCAACUGGGUUAAGCGUCUAUACAGUAUAAUCUUACAGGCGGGGAAUCAAUCACAGUUGAACCGUUUGUGCCACUGAGAGGCUCAAAAUGCUCUUAAAAGUGCCUUGGUAACAUAGAGACGAUCCCAACUGAGAUAUCAACACCCCUGGUUACCUCACCUAGCAGGAUAAAAAAAAAAACUGAGUUCUCCUUUCAAGCUUCAUGUAAUGUGCCAAACUAUGUGAUCCUCUGGCCAAUGCAAAUGAGACAUUGUUUUAUCAUAUGUUGUAUGUUAACACACUAAUAAAGGUUGGACCUCUCUAAUG
Molecule: messenger RNA, 5518 nt
Organism: Sardina pilchardus (European sardine)
Lineage: Eukaryota; Metazoa; Chordata; Actinopteri; Clupeiformes; Clupeidae
Gene: nek9
Product: serine/threonine-protein kinase Nek9
Exons: 23
Coding region: 604-3432 (942 amino acids)
Biological process (GO): protein phosphorylation
Cellular component (GO): centrosome
Molecular function (GO): protein kinase activity; ATP binding; protein kinase binding
Source: RefSeq, a predicted model, not a curated record